AUGUUUCUCUUCGGCAAGUCGCUGGCCGGCGCCGGAUACGUCGUGCUCAACAUCAUUCGAGUGAUGAACAUCAUUGCACUCCUCACUGUCAUUGCGGCAAGUUCGGUCAUGCUGGUCAAGACCUUCAUCGUCUCCAAAUUCUUCUUUUUUGACGCCUGCGAACAUGUCAUCCGAAUCGUACUCAGUGGUUUCCUCAUCCUCACCGAACUUCCUCUUUUCAAGGCCUAUGUUUCGCGGAACUGGCCCUUGUUCAGUGCUCGAUCCAGCUUCAUCAUGCUUGGGUUCUCCAUGGUCUUUCUCGGCAACAGCAUUCUGGGCAAUCUGAACAAACAAGCAACCAGUCAGAAGAGCCUGGGUCUACCCUUCUGGCGUCUUGUGAUUGCCUCUGGGAUCAUAGUUCUCGUGAUGGGGGCGAUCAAUAUCCUGGCAAGCUAUGUCUUCAGAGAUACCCGAGCACAUCUUACAGCCCGACAAGUUCGAUCCCAUGGCGCAGUGGCAUCUCACAAAGCCGACAUGGAAGCAACCACGCCGAAACCGCCCAGUCGACGCAGUCAUUAUCGAUCGUUCUUCCUCGGCAGCAAACGAGACUCGCUUCCUUCAUACCACUCUCGCAAGAACACCGAGCGCGGCGACAUGGCUCAGACGCCGAAGAUGCACCUUGCCAUUUCGAGCCCCUUUGCUUACCACCAACCUACGACCAAAAAUGCACAAAGUCCAGGAGGAUCCAGCUCCAGAUACAGCCAAAGUCCCAAGACCGAACGACAUGUUGCAAGUCCCGAGCUCUGUCGCCCGGAUUUGGCACACCAUCCUGCCAUCACCCACGGCCAGGCUCUCUAG
Capronia coronata CBS 617.96 is the source of this 837-nucleotide messenger RNA. RefSeq lists its product as uncharacterized. The coding region runs from base 1 to 837 and encodes 278 amino acids. The transcript has 3 exons. NCBI's taxonomy places the organism in Eukaryota, Fungi, Ascomycota, Eurotiomycetes, Chaetothyriales, Herpotrichiellaceae. The record is from RefSeq and is a predicted model, not a curated record.